Messenger RNA from Phodopus roborovskii (desert hamster), 2866 nucleotides. RefSeq names its product golgi phosphoprotein 3 like (gene Golph3l). Bases 194 to 1051 code for a protein of 285 amino acids. Lineage: Eukaryota; Metazoa; Chordata; Mammalia; Rodentia; Cricetidae. Gene Ontology annotation, biological process: Golgi vesicle budding; Golgi to plasma membrane protein transport; Golgi organization. The record is from RefSeq and is a predicted model, not a curated record. The transcript is spliced from 5 exons. Gene Ontology annotation, cellular component: trans-Golgi network; cytosol; Golgi cisterna. Gene Ontology annotation, molecular function: phosphatidylinositol-4-phosphate binding.
UGCCUAGUGAUCCUAAGGAAGCUGAUGUGUUAUUCCCUCUCUGCAUCGAAGGAUCAGGAAGUUUGUGCUCUCUGCCUGGCUGAGAAGUUUUUCACCUACUAGGGCUGGGGUAAGGGAAACAGGUGCCCUCCAAAAAUAGAGUGCGAACUGCAGCCUACGUCCCUCUGCAGCCCCGGAACAACGUCAGGUGAGAAUGACCACAUUAACUCACCGUACACGUAGAACUGAAGUCAGUAAGAGCUCUGAAAAGAAAGUAGAAAGUGAGGAAGAUACUAAUCAAGAAAGGAGUCCAGAUAAUGAAGACCCUGGGGACUCUAAGGAUAUCCGACUCACUCUUAUGGAAGAAGUAUUGCUCCUGGGACUAAAAGAUAAAGAGGGCUAUACAUCUUUCUGGAAUGAUUGUAUAUCCUCUGGGCUUCGAGGAGGCAUCCUGAUAGAGCUGGCCAUGCGGGGUCGAAUCUAUCUGGAACCUCCCACCAUGCGUAAGAAGCGACUCCUAGACAGAAAGGUCCUGCUAAAGUCAGACAGCCCAACAGGUGAUGUUUUGCUGGAUGAAACUCUCAAACACAUCAAAGCAACUGAGCCAACAGAAACUGUCCAGACAUGGAUAGAGCUACUCACUGGUGAGACAUGGAACCCCUUCAAAUUACAGUACCAGCUGAGAAAUGUGCGAGAGCGAAUUGCCAAAAAUCUAGUAGAGAAGGGUAUUCUAACCACAGAGAAGCAGAAUUUCCUUCUGUUUGAUAUGACCACGCACCCAGUGACCAAUACAACAGAGAAACAGCGGCUAGUGAAAAAGCUUCAAGACAGUGUGCUAGAACGGUGGGUAAACGACCCUCAGCGCAUGGACAAGCGAACACUGGCACUCUUGGUGCUGGCCCACUCCUCCGAUGUGCUAGAGAAUGUCUUCUCCUGUCUGACAGAUGACAAGUAUGAUGUGGCAAUGAAUCGAACCAAGGACCUAGUAGAACUGGACCCUGAAGUAGAAGGGACAAAGCACAAUGCCACAGAGAUGAUCUGGGCUGUGCUGGCAGCCUUCAACAAAUCCUAAAGCCAGGAGGCGGGUUUCUCCUUUCCCCUGCUGGCUGGUGACUGUCAGAGACCCCAUCACUGAGUUUUGUCUAAUGAGAUAUUGUCAUCAUUUUUUCCUCUUUUUUUUUUUUUUUUUUUUUUUUUUUUGAAUCAGACUCAUAACUUGGGAAGAACAACCUCAGGGCCUCUUCAUGGGCCAUGACCGUUUUAAGCAGACUAUUUCUCCUCGUACUUCCAUUCCAUACCCAAAUGAAAGGGGUGAACCCCUGCACAUUCAGUAAGUAUCUCCUGUUCUGGGUUUAGUUUUAACUAGCGUGCUCUUGGAUCAACAGGAAUAUCUAUGAGAAGGUUAGAGUUUUAUAGAACAAAAUGUGAAAAUGUAGAGCAAACCAUAUUCAUUUAUUUUUCUCCCUGACUCUCUCUGACUCUGCUAAACAGUGAUGUUUACCGCCAUCACUGUCUCUUUGAAUGAGGAGCCCUGAGAUUGUACCUCCUGCCUAUGAUUUUUUUUUUCACUCUUAUCUAAUGAAAACACUCCAAGUUUAAUGACAUGAAUCCCAUAGUUGUAGAAGCAGAAAUAUAGUCACACUCCAUUUUAGCACUGUCCUGCUUUCACAAUCAUUAAGACCAAGUCUGAUUUAAAGAGCAAUGUGCCUCUGUCACCUCCUUCAUGCAGCCAGCGUUAGAACUUGUAAGGGAGACACCAGAAUUCACAUCUUUGAAGCCAGGUGUUGGGGGACACACCCGGUCAUCCUAGCACUUGGGAGAUAGUGGCAGAAGGAUCUGGAGCUGAAGGUCAACCCAGCUAGAUUAGUAAAUUCAAGGGUAGCCAGGGCUAUAUGAGACCAUCUCUCACUCAAAAAUUAGAGUUUUCACCCUUUAGCAUGUGACUGUCUUGUUUGCUCCAGACUACUUCAAAUGUCUCUACUCUGAUUAAAUUAAGGGAAUUGUAAAUUUCACUUUCCAAAUAACAGCACUGAGUCCAGACAAUGUAGCCAAACUCCAUAUCUUCAUAAUCUCUGUUUUUAUUUCCUCUAUAAAUUGAUAAAUUCUCCCCAUAUGUAAGGGCUUUGACAGUAAUUCUGUCUAUAUUUAAUCUACAGAUACCCUCCAAAUUGUGUCUUCUUUCAACACAACCAUCAUUCUGGCCAAAUCUUUUUAUAAAUGUUUUUGCUUUAGUAGUGAGGGUGAAGAGAGACUUUGGUAGAAGAGAUCCUAGUUAGAUGGGUAGUUGAGUGUCAAUGGCAGCUGAUAAAAGCCUACGUUUAGGGGCUCUGAAGAGACCAGCACUGCUUGUGCUGAUUUCAAGCACCCUAUUGACUGCUGGGGAGAAACAGGCUGCCACACAGCCAAUAGAGAUGACUUAAGCUCAUGCCAAAUCCUGCUCAUCUGAAGUAAACUGCUCUAACUUCAUCUACUCCCCUGAACCUUCCUAGAUCCAUGGACAUUCUCCAAUUCAUCAUUAUUGUUUUCAUUUCAUAUGUCUCUUAAAUAAGUUGAGAUAUAAGUUGUAAUUUGAGAAGCAAGUAGAGCCUUAGCCUGGCUCUCUAGAAGUACAACAGCCAGCCCAUGUGCUAUCUAGUGGCUUAGCUUGUCUUCCCAUUGGAACAAUUCGGCAUGAAUUGAAACCAGGUUUUCCUGUGGAAAGCUUCAGUUCGAUUGGGGGAAUAGAAGUUGAGUUCUUUCUUGCAACUCUCAGUGUUUAUUUUUAUAUGUCCAUAAAAUGAGGAUGUCUUCACUUCAAAUCUGUGUAAUGUUCACUGCCAAACACUCAUGUAGUGUAUAAUUGCUGUCACAUUUCUGUACAAUAAAGAUCAAUAGUUAUGCCUCUGGU